Argentina anserina (silverweed cinquefoil) is the source of this 1760-nucleotide messenger RNA. RefSeq names its product cytochrome P450 81Q32-like. The transcript has 2 exons. Lineage: Eukaryota; Viridiplantae; Streptophyta; Magnoliopsida; Rosales; Rosaceae. The record is from RefSeq and is a predicted model, not a curated record. Bases 8 to 1570 code for a protein of 520 amino acids. Gene Ontology annotation, molecular function: iron ion binding; heme binding; oxidoreductase activity, acting on paired donors, with incorporation or reduction of molecular oxygen.
UAACUCCAUGCAUAAGUAUACACGCACCUCCAACAUAUCAACCAAGAAGGAUUUCAUGGAGGGUGUUUUGUUCUAUGCAUCUCUGUCCCUCAUCUUCAUCCUCUCAAUCACAUUCAAAUUCUUUUUUCGAACUAAACACCGCUACACGAACCUUCCACCAAGCCCACCUUCUCUUCCAGUUCUCGGCCAUCUCCAUCUCCUUAGCCCCACAGUCCAUCGAACCUUCCACCAACUCUCACAGAAAUAUGGCCCUGUUGUUUCCCUCUGGUUUGGCUCACGUCGUGUGGUUGUAGUUUCUUCAUCCUCAGUAGCUGAAGAAUGUUUUGCCAAAAACGAUAUCGUUCUGGCAAACCGUCCUCGCUUCAUGCUCACAGGCAAGCACAUAGGCUACAACUACACCACUGUGGUGGAGUCUCCAUAUGGGGAUCACUGGCGCAACCUGCGCCGCAUUGGUGCUACGGAGAUCUACUCUACCAGUAGGCUCAACAUGUUCUCCAGCGUCAGGAAGGAAGAAGUCAAGCAAUUGCUGUUUAAACUCUCACAAAACUCACGUGAAGAUUUCACAAAGGUGCACUUUAGAAACAUGCUAUCUGAGAUGACCUUCAACAUCGUGAUGACGAUGGUGGCAGGGAAGAGGUUUCAUGGGGAUGACGUUUCGGACAAAGAACAGGCCAAACGGUUCAGAGAUCUCAUGAGGGAGGCUUUCACAUAUGGUGGAGUAACAAACCCCUCAGACUUUGUGCCUAUGUUCAAAUGGUUUGGGAGUGGCGGAUUCGAGAAGAAGGUAAUCAACUUGGGUAAGAGGAUAGAUGCUUUCUUACAAGGUUUAAUUGAUGAGCAGCAUAUAAGUAAAACCACAUCAAGUCAAGGUGAAGCAAGUACAAUGAUCCACCAUUUACUUUCUAUGCAAGAAACGGAACCCGAAUACUACACCGACGAAAUCAUCAAAGGGCACAUACUGGUCAUGCUUUUGGCAGGCACUGAUUCCUCAUCCUUGACACUGGAAUGGGCCAUGUCCAAUCUGCUCAACCAUCCUGAGGUGCUAAAAACUGCUAGAGCUGAAAUUGAUGCUGAGUUUGGACAAGAACGCUUAAUAGAAGAAGCAGAUAUCUUCAAAUUACCAUACCUACAAGGUAUCAUGUCAGAGACCUUCCGCCUGUACCCUACAGCCCCUUUACUAGUACCACAUUACUCAUCUGAGGACUGCACCAUUGGAGGGUUCGAUGUGCUAUGUGACACGAUAGUAAUGAUCAAUGCAUGGGCCAUACAUAGAGAUCCGACGUUGUGGGACGAUCCUGAAAGCUUCAAGCCUGAAAGGUAUGUAAAUGGUGGGGAUGAUUCUCACAAGCUCAUGCCAUUUGGACAGGGAAGAAGGGCGUGCCCGGGAGCAGCCUUGGCCCAACGUGUGCUUGGCUUGUCUUUGGGAUCAUUGAUUCAAUGUUAUGAGUGGGAAAGAACUAAUGAGAUGAAGGUUGAUAUGACUGAAGGUAAAGGACUCACAAUGCCUAAAGCUGUACCAUUGGAGGCUAUGUGUAAAGCACGCCCAAUUGUGAACAAGAUUUUCUCAUAGAUGAAUAUGCAGGUUCAGCAAUACAUAAUUAGAGUACUAUAAACUGAAAGUCUUGUAAUAUAUCAAGAACUUGUAACCACAAGUGUUAUAUUAUCAGUGUGCCAAUUGAUCAUCAGGUUUACCUAAGACUCAAGAACAACCUAGUGUUGAGCAAAAAUGUGUAAAGAAUGUACUCAACAUAAUUUCGUCU